Messenger RNA from Trichosporon asahii var. asahii CBS 2479, 759 nucleotides. RefSeq lists its product as uncharacterized. Lineage: Eukaryota; Fungi; Basidiomycota; Tremellomycetes; Trichosporonales; Trichosporonaceae. The record is from RefSeq and is a predicted model, not a curated record. Bases 1 to 759 code for a protein of 252 amino acids. The transcript has a single exon.
AUGUGUCCUCCCAACUGCAAGCCCACCUUCACCGCCUUCACCCGGCUCACCCGCCUCGACACGGAGGUGUCAACCCCGCCCCUCCUCCCCUCCUUUGACGGAACUCAGCCUCUUCAGCCCUGGAUCGCCCAAGCGCACGCCAUUCUCAACGCCCACCCCUCCUUCUUCCUGAAGGAGGAGGACAAGAUCGAGCACCUUGCCAAGUCUCUCCGCGCCCGCCCCCGCGCGUGGUACGGCUAUCACCGUUCCCUCGUCUACCUGAACAGCCUGGACACAUUUCUCGCGCAGCUGCUCUUCCACUUCGACACGGGUGUGCGUAUCCCCUCGUCUGACGGCUCGAGGCGGCUCGCGAUCGACUUUCUGAACUGCCGCCAGGAGCUCGGCGAGAGCGUUUUCGACUACAGCGCCCGUUUCGGCCGCCUGCGCAAGGAGUAUGCCAAGGAGCACCUCGACAGUCUUGCGGGGCACUACGGCACGCGCGCGGGUCAGAGGGAACUCAUGGCGCUGUGGUAUCUCUUUGGCCUGGAGCGCAGGCUCCGCAAGGCCGUCAUGGUCGAGUGUCCGGAUGUGAGCAAGGUCAGCGAUGUCGAGGCUGUGGCGCUGCGCUGCGAGGCGAACGUUGCCCAGAUUCGUAAGGGCAAGGAGGCCAAGAAGGAGAAGCACACUAGUGAUGCGGAGGCGCUGGGGGCUGGGGGCCGCACGUUGAGGAUGUUGGACGUGGCUAUGCCCCCCGUUGCUUGUGCCAAGUCUGGUCGUUGA